AUGAUUGCCAAUUAAAGAGCCAUUUAAAAAAAGAGAAAUAUCCAUAAUAUUAUUGAUAAUGAUGAUGAAAUAGGAGAGGUAGCAGAGUGGGCUGGAGUUUCAGCUGCUUAGGCAAAAGAUGAUGAUGAUUUCGAUUUUGACAAUAAAUAAGUCUUCUAAUAAUCAAACGACCAUAUCGAAUAAGCCAGAUAAAAAAUCAAUUAGAAAUUAAAUAAGAAAGGAACUAAUGUAAAUUAAAGAAAUGGACCUUUAGUCAAUAAUCUCAAAGACAAGGCUAAAAGUUUAGCAUUAUAGAAUAAUCAAAGCAAUGAAGCCCCAAUUUAACAACAAUGUUAGUCUAGUGAUGAUGAAAAUGAGAAACCUAGGGUUGAUAAAGGUGAAGAGAGUCCAGAUAAAAAGGUUUUUAGAUUGUCAGAGAGAAGCAUUGGCAAAAUAGAAGAAGAAUUCGAAUAAGCCAAUAAAGUGAGAAUGAUGGAUUUAGAAAAGAAGAAAAAUGAAGUGAAACAAAUAAGUUUCAUUGAGGUUUGGGAUUAAAUGAAGGGUUCUUAAGAUAUCCGAGACCAGAUUGAAUUUAUCUAAAAAAAGACAUCAUUUUUAGAUAAACUAUUUGGAUGUUUCAGUAUCCAUUUGAAAAGUAGUAGACUAAUUUAAGAAAAAAAUCAAGUUUGCUUAAUGUCGUAAUUGUAAUUCGAUGAUAAUAACGAGUCUCAUUUUAGAAUUCUUUACACAAUCUAUUGCCAACUCAUGACUACUGACUAUUGUCUUAGAUAUGGUUCUCAUUGGGAAAUGAUUGGAUUUUAAGGCACUGAUCCAGCCACAGAUCUUAGAGGAGCUGGUAUCCUUGGAUUGCUACAAAUACUUGCGUUCAUAUCAGAAUAUAAAAUAUAUUUCAAGUAAACUCUGAAGAUCUUUCAAGAUAUCAACAUCCCAUUCAGCAUUACUCUAAUCAACAUUACAACCUUUGUAUUAGUUAGUCUCAAAGACAAUAAAUUAAAUUAACUAAUAAAUUAAGAAGAUUCUGUUAUCAGUGUUAUAAAUAAACUCUACUUUGCUGGGUUCCAUUUAUUAACCAAAAUUCUUAAGAAAGAAUAAAUAACGUUCCAUACGAUAGGUGUUCAUUUGACACAUAUAAGAAAGUAAAUACAUGAACAACCACAGAAACUGAUCAGAGAAUUUCAUUCAGAUAUUCAAAGAUUUUAUAAAAUUAAUAACGUCUGA
Messenger RNA from Paramecium tetraurelia, 1218 nucleotides. RefSeq lists its product as uncharacterized. The record is from RefSeq and is a predicted model, not a curated record. NCBI's taxonomy places the organism in Eukaryota, Ciliophora, Oligohymenophorea, Peniculida, Parameciidae. The transcript is spliced from 3 exons.